GGCAUGCGUCGCUCGACGCGCUCUGCGCACGCGCACAACGGACCCGGCGCGCUGUAGUUGGUUCGUCAACUCCCUUGUCCGCUACCGGCCGCGCUCCUCGACAAUUUCUCGGAGGAAAAAGAAAAAAAUAUUCUCGCCAACAAUCGAGCAGUGCACCGCGGUCCCGAACCGAACCGAAAACCCAGCGAAGAUGUCCACGUCCAAGCACAAAGAGAUCGUCCUCGAAACGAUCGACCAACUCCGAAAGCGCAAGGCCCGCCCAGACUUCGAGCGCAUUUGUCACAUGCUCUACCGCCGGCAUGGACUCACCAAAGUCGAGGUCCAGACCGAACUCGACUUGCUCGUCGACGCCGAAGUGGUCAUCAAGGUGGACUACAAAGGCAGCACGAGCUACCGGAACGCUGCCAAGUGGGUCCGCUUCAACAAGUCACCGCUCUCUGAUCCCGCGGCCAGCGCGGCCGCUGCCGCCAACGCCGUGCCCGUGGUCGCGGUGUCUAUCAGCGGGCACGCCACCACGCAGAAGGUGAGCCGCAUGAUCGGCGACGCCGUCAAAGAUCUCUGGUGCGCCCGUCAACGCGCCGGCGGCGGUGCAUCCAAUGCGGGAAUCACCGCGUCCGAAGUCGAAGCGUUCCUCCAAAGCAAGGAGGCCGGGAUCCGACUAACCAAAGGAGCGCUCGAACUCGCGUUCGAGAAAGAAGUGGCUGCGGGUCGACUGGUCCGGUUCGCGGGUGGCUCGUACGGGCUGUCCGACGCCGAGAAACAGCGGCUGGAGCGCUGCAACGCGGCGCCCAAGGUCGCACCGGCAUCGUGCAGUCCGAGGCCCAGCAAGCCGCCGAUGGUUCCUCGUGAGCCGCUGGGCCAACCACCCGUUCUGAACGGCGAAAGUGCGCCGGCGGCGGUGGCGGCGCGGCCCAACGCGAUGCUGGUGGUUCCGGAGAAACGUGUGGCGGUCGCGGCACCGCUCAUCAACUGCAACAACAACAACGGUCGGGCUGGACUUCAGGGUCCCGCUGGGAAGCGUGCGAGACCGCUAAGCAAACGCAAGAGGAUCAAGAAGACGCAUGGGCCAGACUUCCUGGAAAACUUGGACAGCCCGACGAUGGAGGCGACCGAGUUUUUCGAGGACGAUGAGCCACACUGCUUCAUCUGCUGCCUCACCGCUGCGUCCAACGUGACCGGAGACGUCGAACCCCUCCUCGUCUGCCGUGACUGCAGCACGAAAGCACAUCCGUCGUGUCUCAACUACUCUCCCGAGCUGGUGAACGUGGCGCAACUCUCGUCGUGGCAGUGCAUAGACUGCAAGACCUGCGCCGUCUGCAACACAAACACAGACUCGGACGACUUGUUGGUCUGUGACAACUGCGACAAGGGGUACCAUCCGACGUGCCACAAGCCAAAGAUUGCAAACAAGCCCAUAGGGAAAUGGUUCUGCAAGGCAUGUCUGGAGGCGGGCAAGAAGUCUUCUGGGCCCAAGGUCAAGAUGGAAGUUGACCCGCCUGCCGGACUUCCCACGCCUUGCGAUUCGCCCGUACCCGAGGACGAACUCAAGGAUUCAGAUGAGGAGCCGCACUUGGAUCUGGCUGCAUACUUCACCGCCUUGGACCAGUAUCCGGACACAAUUCCCGACGCAAAGUGCUGGUCCAUCGACGAAGUGGAAAAGUUUCUGGUUCACGUCGGCUUUCCCGAGCAGGCCUCUGCCUUCAGAGAACAGGAAAUAGAUGGGCGCUCCCUGCUGCUUCUGAAGCGCAGCGACGUCCUCACCGGACUUUCCAUCAAGCUGGGACCCGCGCUCAAGAUCUACAACCACAUCAAGAGACUGCAGACCGGUCUGCCCAACGGACACCUCUACUGAGCGACUCACUCAAGUUCGUACUUAAACACGUGUACAUACUUACGAAAGACUGCUCAGAAGCUUGACGCACCGCACGUCGCCGUGGCACUUCGGUGCAAGCUUGAGCACCGCCGGCACGUGCGUGUCAAAUGCAAUGUUCCGACGCUGUGUCAGUCUAUUGACUGAAGAAAAGCUUGUUUUGCUUUAAGUGUAAUGUGCGAGUCUGAUAUUCGAGGUCUCAGAUUUGUCAGAGGACGCCGAUUCGACCAAAGAUGUUGCAUUACGUGUCGGGUUUGUGCGGUAACAUUUUUCCAACAAGUUGUGGCUUUUUUUUUUUUUUUUUCGCCUUCAUUGGUAGUGCGUACAAGUGUUUCUCCUGUAGCCUCAAGUGCAAACGAAAUGCGGUCGGACCCCGUCGAGCAACAUUGUAAGCGGGUCGCAAGCGAAGCAGCACAUUUAGUCAUUGCCAUUUCUUUCCUUCCAAGUGCUGCACCACGUUCGAUAGACUCAUUUCACGUUUUUUUCUUUGUAUCUUGCCCUUUAUUGCCAUAUGUACAUAAGAGUAUGACUUCCUAAAAUAAACCAUUGUUCAAGAAA
Molecule: messenger RNA, 2428 nt
Organism: Ixodes scapularis (black-legged tick)
Lineage: Eukaryota; Metazoa; Arthropoda; Arachnida; Ixodida; Ixodidae
Exons: 8
Coding region: 191-1852 (553 amino acids)
Molecular function (GO): protein binding; DNA binding
Source: RefSeq, a predicted model, not a curated record